Molecule: messenger RNA, 2759 nt
Organism: Amoebophrya sp. A120
Lineage: Eukaryota; Dinophyceae; Syndiniales; Amoebophryaceae
Source: the annotation of a GenBank genome assembly
AAAUAAUGGGUUUUCUGACUUAUAACUAGUCAUGGUAGAGAUUUAUCACAAAAAGGCAGCCGCAUCGAAGAUCAAGAAAUUGAUAAAUCAAAUCUUCUGCCGAUGGCCGCCACAGCAACCGCUUCUACUAUUGUUUCCGACCUGCAAGCGUUGAUUGACGCGAAUGGCGACCGUAUCCUUGUCGAAAGACGCGAACGAGCAGUGUUGGAGUUGCAGCAGAGCAGAGAUGAUUCACCCCCGCCCGCAGCCGGAGAUUUUGUUCCGAGCAGCAGCAAGUUUUUCGAGACGAAUGAUCUAGACCUGGUGUAUGAGGACGAGGAAUAUGCAACAAAAAUUUCCCGUACAUGUACAAGAUGCAUCACAAAUUUCAAAAAUUUCAACUGAGUUGACAUUUGUCGUGCUAAACUAGGAUUGAAGCCAAGGUUUGCCAUGCAGAGACCGCAUUCGUACGUGUGCGGGAAAUUUACUGUGGAUAAGUAAGUGGUGAUCUACCUGUCCAACCUGUAUGCUGCAGUGGAUUUUCACCUGUUGUAUCACAGAGAAAAAAGUGUCAGCGUCAGCGUUCUUUUUCACGUACUUAUUACACAUUACCGCAGUUACUUUGCGAAGAGGAAGACAAAUAGUGACUAUGUAUAAUAUGCAUGUUGUGCAAUACAGAACUACGAAUUUUUGUCCCGACUCUUAAUAUUUUUGCCCCCUUAUUUGCGGCCCGACAGCAGCAAGACAAAUUUCAUCGCCAGGGAGAACGCUAAAGAACGCAAUUUUUUGAUACCAUAUGUUGCGGCGCUUGGAUAUUGACACAGUUGUCAACAUGGCAGGGGGUAGUCUCCAUCUGUUGCUAAAAGAGGUUCAGCAAGUGAGGCUUUUGCAGCGGAUCCGCGACGAGGACAAUGCAGCGCAUUCUGGCAUCAGUUCUGCUACCGGACGACCGCCUCCAAUGGCGGUCCCAUCAUGCAAUCAAGAAAUAGCUGGAGCAGGUCCUCCACCAACAACUUCAGCAGGUCGUGACAAUGAGCAGCAGCAACUUCUGCUGAAUAAACAAGCUCAAGCCACCUCUGGUGCUUCGACAAGCAGCCUCGAGGAUAACUUGGACCAGAGUCAGACGAUGUUUACGAGUGGCACCAAUGUAGUUCACUUGGACCAAAGUUCGACACUGGGAUUUAGCAGAAGAAGUUUCGGCACGGGGCGGCGUUUCGAGCAAAUUCCGGACAUUCGGGUAUCUGUAUCGACGAUUUUAGACCCUGAUGAAACAUCAAAGACGGCCACGUCCUCUCCGUCGAAGGAGCCUGGUGCCGCUCCUGGUUCUUGUACAACUACGUCGGGAAGUAGAACACUACAAGCGGCAAACGAGGAGAAGACCGCAGGAACAACUCCUGCGCAAGGGAAAGUUUUUGUAUCAGCUCCUGAGUUCUUAGCCGCGCCAGAUCGUGCCACUGGCACCAGCACGGCCAUUGCAGCGACAGGACGAGACGACGGAGCUUCGGCGGAGCAGGUCUGCCUCACCGCGACGUCCCGCAAAACAGCGGAAGCAGAUGCGAUAGAAGAAGCAAGUUCAGGAACCAUUGCUGGAGCGCCGGAAGAUCGCACAGCAUCCGGGUCGUCAACAAUGAAUGCAUCGUCGCCGAGCAAAAAAAAUCAUCUUGCAAAUAAAGACGAUAGCAAGAUGCAGCAGCUGUCCAGCCUUGAGAAGCUCGCCAAUGGACAGCUGUACUCCGACCAGAUGCUGCUGGAGUAUGUUGGGAGCGCGGGUAAUUUCUACCGAAAUUACCUAGAACAUCGGCAAACUAGAACAGCGGAUGCGAGGACCAAGAGACUCCACUACCUGGAGAUCGCUGCGCGCGACGAUAGAACCUACAACAUUGCGACGGAUUGCAUUCGCGUUAGCCAGUACCUGAAAUCGGAAGUGCUGUUGGGCGGGCGAGGAGAAGGAUCAUCUCAUCGUGGUCCCGAGUCGGUACUAUCAUGUUCUUCGACGGGAGCUGCAAGUGGUGGACCACACGAGCAGCUGGAAGAAGGUGGAGUAGAAGAAAGAGUACUCCCUUCUGCUUCUGCUGCAAGAACACCGAAAGAAAAUGACCUCCACGGAACAACUGGAACUACAACCACCGUUCCAAGAACUUCUGCAUCAACUCCUGAAAUCGCGCGGGAUGGAGAGCGGUACGAAGGGCCGUUGACUGGACGCGCGAAGACUGUUUCAUUUUCGAGUCUUCUAGGCUCGCGGACCGGAGGCGGAGGAUCCACCACGUCCGAUAUAAUUAAAACGGCCGCGCGGGGGCCGGUAGAAAAUUCGCCUGCGUCUAGUACUGCCGGGGCAAUUACAAAGCCUGACUCUGCAGAAAGUAAGCUGCCAACCGGGGCGAGCUCGUCGAAAGCGAAAUCGAAAAGGAACGUGCUUGUGCACUGCAUCAACGGGAUUAACCGCAGUUGUGCUGUGGUGGUAGGGUUUCUCAUGCACCACUGCCGCUGGAAAGCGGCGCAAGCGAUCGACCACGUGAGUCGCAGCCGCCUCGGAAUUCUCACGAACGCGCAUUUCUUAAGUCAGCUACUCUCGCUUGAGAGGAUCCUUGAAGAUGAUUCAAUCGAGCGAAGCGAUUAUGAUCCGCCGUAGGUGUGCUGAUGCAGAUGAUAUUUUUUUUACUUGUAGCAGGAAGUGGUUCUUUAGGUUUCCGUUUCGCGAAGGGCACUGACGGGAAAGGGCAAAGAAGCACCGAUUUUGCGACAACAUGUAAAAACUUAAUUUGCGCUUUAGUCAACUACAU